CUUGCUUCCGUUCGCGACUACGCUCGCAGGCCACUUACCGUGCUGCCCUCCCUGGCCGUCCACUCCAGCUCGUCUCGUCGGAGCAGACUUGGGGCUGGUAUCUCUGCCGCCUGCGCGCAACAGGGCCGCCCAAUCCGAACGCGCUCGGGCCAUGUCACCGGCGGUAUCGCCGUACGAUCCACUACCAACGAUCAGCUCUGUAUUGUUCAGGAACCCACCAGACGCGGUUCCCCCAACCGAUGAGCUUGAAGGUCUUCAUGCGGAAUUGAAGCUUCUCAGACAAAGGACCCUCGAGAGGGCCAAGAAAGCUGGCGAAGACCUCAAGAUUAUUGAGGAGUCUAUGAGACGAUUGAAAGAGAAGGAGAAGGGCAAGGCUAAAGCCUUGGAGAAGGUGAAGAAGGAAAGAGGCUUCACCCCCAUCCCGAUUCCGAAUGGCGAGGAUGCGGCGAAACCACCUGCGCCGACCCUACCCAUACCUCCGCGGCCCCGCCUGCCUCCUGCACCACCUGUAUCAGUAACGCCAACGCCAACUCCCGUCGUGGAAAUGCGCAAGUCCGCAACGGAGGAUGCGAAGAAGAAGAAGAAGAAACGGAAACGCGACGACCUCAGCGAUGCAGAGUCUGAACCUCCGAAGGCACGCAAAACUUCACCCAUGCCUCCACAUACGCAUCCACAUCCUCCCCCUGCACAUGUACCACCACCGAAACCCAAUAAAUACCCAUCGACAUCCAUUGCUUUUAACAAGCCGGCUAACGGCCAGGACUUCGCUCUCCCGCCACAAAUCUCCUUGCUACCGACCCGACCUCAGCCACAACCUGUACCUGUACCAGGACCUAGCAAACCCACUGCCGUCCAAGAUGACUUCACCAAGAGUAAGGUACCUGGCCAGCAGGUGCAGAUCACAACGUUCUACGCGAGCGUCGAACCGUGGCUCCGCCCUAUCAAGGAGGAGGAUAUUGGCUUCCUGGAGCACACUGGCGAUGACGUGGAGCCGUUUGUCAUGCCGACGCUAGGAAGACGUUACACCGAGGUAUGGGAGGAGGACGAUACGAGGCGGUAUGGCGGAUCAUUGCCUGGUGCUGCCGCCGCGCGCGCGGCAGCACGCAUUCGCCCAUCGACUUCAUCUGGUCCAUUACCGCGAUGGGAGCCGUCUACGCUCUCAGAACCUGAUCUACUGACGGAGGAACGCGGGCACGGACCGUUGACGGAGCGAUUAGUCACUGCCCUUAUUCCUAUGCACAAUGCCACGGAGUGGAAGGGCGUGAAGGCCGCGGAGGAAGCAAUGGAAGGCAGGCCGGGCACGAACGGUGCAGCAGCAGCGGCUGCACGAGAUAAGCUCAAUGUCGCUGAUCUGGAGGACCGUGUCACGAACGUCCUGCGAUUUCACGGUCUUAUUGAUGAGCUCCCCAAUUUCUCGGAGGCAGUCGACGACCCAAUUGCCACGGCGCUGCGGCAUGCACAGCGCGAGUUGCGCACGGUGCUCGCGACGAACAAGGUCCGUCGAAAUCGUCUCGUCGCCAUCGCCCGCGACCGGCUUGGGUACCAAGAGUACGUCGACCUGCGUGAUACCAUCGACAAGAACAUCCAGGCGCUCUACACCAAGCUGCAGAAGAAGGACGGCCCGAAGGCGAGUAAGAACAAGAAGAAGAAGGUUUCAGAGCCGAAUGGGCUCCCGAACGGCGCGCCACUCACUGGCAUCAGCGCGUUGCCUCCGUGUCCUGCAGCUCUCGGGCUGACGCUGGACGAGGAGAGCCAUUUGAGUGUUCCGGAGCAACUCAAGCGGCUCGUGGAUACGCGCCAGCAGUGGGUGGAGACCAUCGGCGGGGUGUUCGAGGAGAAGCAGACGGAACAGCCCGGGCGAAUAUGGGAAUUCCCUAAGACCAGCGUAUACGCCGAUAUCGAGGAGGACGUGCAGCGGGAGAUGGCGCGUCUGGGAACGACUUCCGCGUCGGGCUCCAAGUCUCAGCGCGAUGCAGCGCGGCCGUCUGCUAAUGGCGUCGACUCACGGACAAGUAGUACUGGUGGCAAGGGUAAACAGCGAGCUUCGGGGGACUACAUGGAUAUCGGCUGAUGCUCGUCUCGCGUUGGAGACGCGGCAGGAUGGACAGUGGAUCCAGACUAUCACAUUAUUCCUA
This is a messenger RNA of Rhodofomes roseus, 2135 nucleotides long. Its product is annotated as histone acetyltransferases subunit 3-domain-containing protein. The record is from RefSeq and is a predicted model, not a curated record. The transcript is spliced from 6 exons. Bases 152 to 2071 code for a protein of 639 amino acids. Gene Ontology annotation, cellular component: SAGA complex. Gene Ontology annotation, molecular function: transcription coactivator activity. Gene Ontology annotation, biological process: regulation of transcription by RNA polymerase II. NCBI's taxonomy places the organism in Eukaryota, Fungi, Basidiomycota, Agaricomycetes, Polyporales, Fomitopsidaceae.